Molecule: messenger RNA, 2856 nt
Organism: Python bivittatus (Burmese python)
Lineage: Eukaryota; Metazoa; Chordata; Lepidosauria; Squamata; Pythonidae
Source: RefSeq, a predicted model, not a curated record
UGGAACGAACUGGCGCCAGCGCGUCGCAGUCGCGGGGCGCGUUUGUGCUCCGGGCAAAGUGCUGGGAGGUGGGAGAGAGGAGGCUGGUAAAUCACGGCUUGAAGCAAAGGCUAAUAUGUUAAAAAAAAAUCACACCUCCUAUUUUCCUGGAAUGUUAAACAACUGAGAGGUACUACACAACGUAGCGUGGCUUCUUGUCUUAGCUUGGCUUGCCCAGCUAAAAAUCUUUAUUGCAGGGCCUGUUUACACAAGACCAUAUAUAUUUCUGUGCAGCAGAAUCUUAAGAAGAAUCAUGGCAAAAGGUCAUACAGAAUUUAUGAUGAAAAUCCUUGAAGAUCUGAAGGAGGAAGAAAUGACCAAACUCAAACUCAUACUAAAUAAAACAACCCUACAAGGCCAAAAUAUCCCCUCAAGUAAACUAGAGAAGUUUGAUGCAGUGAAGGCAACAGAAUUACUUUAUUCCUAUUAUCUGGAUCCUCUAAAGGCACUUGAGAGUGCCCUGGAUGACAUUCCCAGGAAAGAUCUUUCUGAAAAGAUCCAUGAUAAAAUUAAACCUGAUAGGAAUAAAGAUGAAGCUCAAAAUAAUGAGAUGGUUGCUUUAACAAGAUCCUGUCCAAUAAGCAAUGACCAUCCAACAUAUACUGGUAAAUACACACUUUUUGAUCUGCAAGACUAUGCAAUAAAGAAUCAGGACCAACUAAUAGCACGCCUAAAACAGAUCCUGGAACGUGGUGAAUUUCAGAUGCUGAAAAAAAGGCUGAUGUGUAAAUACACACUUUUUGAUCUGCAAGACUAUGCAAUAAAGAAUCAGGACCAACUAAUAGCGCGCCUAAAACAGAUCCUGGAACGUGGUGAAUUUCAGAUGCUGAAAAAAAGGCUGAUGUGUAGUGUGCUGAAUAAAUCUUUUUCAUUUACUGCUCAAAAGUAUUAUGAACUGUUUAGAAACACUGACCUGAAUGCAUUUGUGGAAAAUGUCCAUAGUCGUAAGAAAUCACAAAAGAUAUCUAAGAAACUUCUUGACAUUAUGUUCUGUAUGAAAAAAAACAACCAUAAAAAAAAAGCCCAGGAACAAAGGCAGAGGGAAGGCACUAUUAACUUGAAAGAGAACCAAUCUCUUAAUAUUCCGGAUGAUGAUGAUGAUGAACCAGAUGAAAAUAUAUAUGGGACUGAAAAUGAAAAAAAGUUCAAGACUCAUGUAAUUGAACAUGGGAAUGAAGAACAUGGGAAUGAAUUGAAUGAACAUGGGAAUGAAUUCAGUGAAUGUGGGAAUGAAGAACAUGGAAGUGAAUUGAAUGAACUGAAUGAAUGUGGUAACAAUGAACAUGGGAAUGAAUUGAACCUGGGAAUGAAUUCUAGUAUUAAGGAGAAUAACACGAUAGAAGGAAAUGGGCCAUAUGAAGAUUCAGGAACGGCCAUCAAAAAAUGGUAUGAAAAAAAGAAAGAGAAUAAUCCGGAGGAAAUCCUUUUAAACUACAUUGUCAUGCAUGAGCACAAAGCAUACUGCUGCUUCAUAGCUCAGGAUGUAAUACAAUUCAAAUUGCCAGAUGACUCAGAGUAUUGUAUUCUAACAAUUCUGCAGGAUAAAAGAGAUCUUACUGUUUCAAAAAAUCUGAAAAAGAAUGUGGUAUUUGAAUUGCAGUUUAACAUGGCUGUUCUAGAUGUUCAAUAUUCUGAAGUUAUAUCCUCUGGCGGAUUUUUUCAGGUGGUACAAGCUGAUGAUUCCUUUGCUAAAUCUGAAAAUUUUUUAAAAGACAUUGUUGUUGAAAUUGUGUUGCCUGUUCUAGCACUGUAUAAAAAGGUAAAGUUAAAGGCUUUCCAGAAUAUUGCACGUUCUGAUAUAGACAUAUAAGGAACAAAAGUUGCAGGUGCUGAACAUAUCCCACUGAAAAUGUUCAUUGAUUCCUUGAUUAAAUGGCAAACGAUAACUUUUGGUUGGAUGAUUGGCUGAGGGAGAAUUCAUGUUUCUUUGUUUUUUCCCCCCAAAGAUUUUUGGCUUCAAAAGGCAGCAAAUGUAAAAGCAGCAGCCAUUUUAAUUUUUCUCUGAUAAGAUAGGAAGUCCUAGUCUCAUUAUGGAUUACAAGCCACCUUUUUUUUUUUUUUGGUAAUAUUCCAAAAGCAGAUUUGUGAUCAACAGAAAGCAAAUCAGUCAUCCCAUUCAAGAUUUUUGUGUGAAGAAAUGGGCAGUCAAGGCAGCGCUUGAUUUUAUGUUUCUUAAAUAUGUCCUUUGUGACUUGGGUCCCCGAGAGUGCCUCUUUAUUGCUGUAUAGAAUAAACAGGUUGCAGUUUCCCCACUUGUGUGUGAUUUUGGGUCUUCGCACCAGGUGAAACGAUUCCAGCAUUUGACUGGGCCAAUCCACUGCUUGACCAACACUUGUAAGACAAUUUGAGAUUUGUUACUAUUAGUUCUUAUGGAUUCAAAGUUUCAUCUGUUUAAAAAGUUCUAAUCAAUUUCCUUUUUCUGGCAACCUGUUCAAAAUCAUAAAAUGUUCCAUGGAUGAAUGUAUUUGGGAAACAUUGCUCUAGAAGAAACUGACAGUUCUCUGUGCAUUUACUCAGAAUUUAGUCUCACUGGGUUCAGUGAGGUUUACUCUUGGCUAAACAGCUAUAGAUGGAAGAUUAUUACCCUCCAUUACUUUCUUUCCAUAUUUUCUUUCCUAUAACAUAAUUCUACUUUUUCUCCAUAGAACAGGAGCAUGGACAAUAUUUCAGUGUACUUUUAAAGUAUGGCAUGUGAACCACUUCUAUAAUAUCUGUUUGCAAUGCCUGUAUUUGUAACAUCUUCAGAAUUGGAAAAUAUGCUUGUUAAACUAUGCAGUGAUUUUAUCUUUUUAAAAUAUGUCCUUUGUACAAUAUAUA